AAAUUGCCCCUUUUAUCCCUCUCAAAACUUUGAUCAUGAAAUCCUACAAAAGAAUAUCAAAGAAUACUUGUGUCAGAUUGUACCAUAUUGGGGUACAUAAGAGAAAAAAUGGGAAAUUUUAUGCUGAAAUUAAACACCCAUUGAACAAGAAAAUGAUUUGGUUGGGUACUUUGGUUACGGCUGAAGAUGCUUUGAAAAAUUACGAGUCUAAGAAGCUUGAAUUCGAAGAAUUAGUGAUGGCUAAAAGUGCAAAAAAUGGCCAGAUUUCAGAAAAAUCUGAUCAAGAAUCUUAUGUUACUGAUGAGUUUGAAUAA
Messenger RNA from Capsicum annuum, 314 nucleotides. RefSeq names its product ethylene-responsive transcription factor ERF119-like. Lineage: Eukaryota; Viridiplantae; Streptophyta; Magnoliopsida; Solanales; Solanaceae. Gene Ontology annotation, biological process: regulation of DNA-templated transcription. The transcript has a single exon. Gene Ontology annotation, molecular function: DNA binding; DNA-binding transcription factor activity. The record is from RefSeq and is a predicted model, not a curated record. The annotation marks the transcript as partial.